Molecule: messenger RNA, 555 nt
Organism: Gracilinanus agilis (Agile Gracile Mouse Opossum)
Lineage: Eukaryota; Metazoa; Chordata; Mammalia; Didelphimorphia; Didelphidae
Gene: BCAP31
Product: B cell receptor associated protein 31
Exons: 3
Coding region: 1-555 (184 amino acids)
Biological process (GO): endoplasmic reticulum to Golgi vesicle-mediated transport; intracellular protein transport
Cellular component (GO): endoplasmic reticulum membrane; endoplasmic reticulum
Source: RefSeq, a predicted model, not a curated record
AUGCUGCAGGAACCUUUCCCUUCACCCAGAAGUGUCAGGGCUGGAGAGAAAGUGGGGGACAGUGUGCCAGCCAGAGAAGGUCAUGACAUCUCUUCCUUUCUAGCUCCUUUUUUUAAUACCAUCCUCUUUUUAAACAAUUGUAGCCUGCUCAGACGCCUGGUGACCCUUAUCUCCCAGCAGGCCACACUGUUGGCCUCCAACGAGGCCUUCAAAAAACAGGCUGAGGGUGCCAGUGAAGCCGCCAAGAAAUACAUAGAAGAGAAUGACAAGUUGAAGAAGGGAGCUGGCACCGGGGCUGGCAAAUUGGACCUGAAAGAUGAAGUGCUGGCGGAGAACAAAAACCUGAAGGCCGAGCUCAAGAAGCUGACUCAGGAGCUGGCUGUAAACAAGCGAAACCUGGAGAAAGCAGAAAAUGAAGCUUUGGCCAUGCGCAAGCAGUCAGAUGGGCUGACCAAAGAGUAUGACCGUCUGCUGGAGGAGCAUGCACGCCUCCAGGUAUGUGUGUGGGAGUGGGAUGGUCAUAGGGCAUUCUGUCCCCAUCCCCUGGGACACUGA